AUGAAUCGCUUCGACUAUUUGGCGGUGUAUUAUAUUUCGUUUGUGAUUCGUAUCUUCAUCGCGCUCAUCUCAUUCUUUGAUCUCUCUUGUGCAGUGAUUCGAACUCUUAUCCCUCAAAAUGGAUCGCCUGAAGAAUUUGCUCCCUAUCAUACAUAUUGUUAUGAUUGGGCACUUUUCAUCAAUCAAGAUUUGGGUCAUCUCUUCUGGAUUCUUCAACAAUUCAUCUAUUUCUUGCAAUUUGGGCUUGCAAUAAAUCGUGUGAUGGCUUUUGCGUUUAACGGUCGUUUCUAUGAAUUCACCACGAAAACAGCUUAUCUACAAAUUUUGCUCAUCAUCGCCUAUGCAACUUUUCCGACACUUUACAAUCUUCUAAGCUACGAUUGGAUCACAUUCGAUCCUCAAAUCCAUAGCCUCUAUACAGCUGAGGAUGUGAAUUCGGGGAUGACAAAUCAUGGGUUAUAUAUAACGAAACAAAGGGAAUACAAUAUUGUGACAUGUAUCGUUGCGAACAUUCUCAAUUUCUACACAUUUACGCUUGUGAAUGGGAAAUUGCGCAAGAAAUCCGCUUGGGAAGACACAAGGAAAACGACAAAAGAUGAUCAACGGCUCAUUCUACAGUCAAUCGGCGAGCUUCUCUUCAUCAUUUUCCCUCUCUCAUUGUCGAUGUUCACCGAGUUUUCCCAUAUCGCUUUCCAUUGCACGUUCUACAUCAUCAGUUGGAGUGAUUUAUUGGAAUGGGCAAUUCGCUUUCUUUGCUAUUUUCUUAUCUCUCAAGGAGUGAUCAUGGGAAUCUAUUCAAUUAUAAAUGGAUUAACGGUUUAUCGAGAGAGUUCACUCAUCGAGGAACCAAAAUUCGUGAACGCGCUCUUACUGAUUGGUGGAGUGUUGGGACCGGUGCCGAUCGUCGCCUACACUUUUGUCGCCGAACCAUCGUAUUUUCCGCUCACCUAUCAGAGUUACAAUAUAAAGCAAUUCCUGAUGCUCGUGACGUGGAAUAUCUUCCAAAUGUGUCUAAUCAUUUCCUCAAUCGCUCAACUCUCGACACUGAUUCUCUUCGUGAUUCGAAAGCAAUUCAAGCUCGCCACUCGAAGUCUCAUCAUUUUCCUUAUCUUGGCAAUCUUUUGGAAGUACAUUCCAGAAAUUGAGCCUCACUCUAUCGAUACGUAUAUUAAAAAAACGGAGGAUUAUGACGAUUACAGCGGGUCGGGAGUCGGCGAUACUGUAGCCUAUCUUGAUUAUUUGUACGAGAAACUCGCGCAUGAUUAUGGUCUUAUUAUUUUUGACACAUUAACCCCAGAAAUGAUGAAAGUUUAUAAUUUUGUCGAUCCACAAUCUAAAGUUGGAAACAUCUAUAUUCCUGGUUUCGAUUUCGAGAAAUUUGAAAGUGAAUGGUUACCAAAAGUUGAGGAUAAGUUACUCUGUUGUGGAAUCGCUGGAUGCAAUGAAUACUGGAAUUCAAGCUUUCUUAAUCCAGACGAUCCAAAGAAAUGUUUAUUUGAUUGUAAAAAGGCAAAAAAACUCAACUAUCUUGUGCCUGGAUGUGCAGAAUCGAUCGCUAAAGCCUUACAAUCACUCUGCGACAAUUUCCGCUUUUUAUUUGGUCUUCUUUUUGUGGUAAAGCUUCUCCUCAUCCCACUCAGUAUCUUCCAUUUCGCCGGCCUAACAUUUGACUUCGGCGGAAUGGUGAUGGUUCUCCCGGUUUUCUCUUUUCCAGCAAGUUGUGCUUGCACUUUUGGUUUUGUCAACUAUUUUGAAUUCAUUCCAUUGUCGUAUACAGCGACAUCAAGCGCUUUCCUGGGCUCUGUUAUGAUGGGGAUCCUCGGCGCUGCACUCUUCGAACGCCAGCAAGCCGUUCUGCCGAAAUCGCAUUUCUUCUCAAUGACAAAACCGUAUGUGAUGUGUUUUAGG
Messenger RNA from Mesorhabditis belari, 1908 nucleotides. NCBI's taxonomy places the organism in Eukaryota, Metazoa, Nematoda, Chromadorea, Rhabditida, Rhabditidae. The record is from the annotation of a GenBank genome assembly.